CGCUAGGACCCGCCCCGCCCUGUGAAGCGACCCCUCCGGUUGUGUCCAGCCUUAGAAGUUAAUGCACAACCGGGACUCAGGCGCCUCUCCGGGAGCGGACCCAGGCUCGGAGACCCGGACGCUGGGACAGGCAGCUCGCCGACCACCCCCGCCACGCGCGGGCCGCGGCGUCCCUCGCAAGACCCGCCCGCCGCCCCAGGGACGCCCGAGCGGCGCCUCCCCGAGGCGGAUGCCUACCCGGGAGAGCCCCAAGACCCGCGGCUAUCGGGGGGAUCUGCAGACCCGCCCGCCUGGCCCUGGGCCCCCGCGACUGGUGCCUCCAGUCCAGGAAACCAGCCCUCCCCGCGCUCUGUGCGAGCCUCAGCCAGGAGCCCACAGGGCCAGACCCAAGAAGAUUGUGUUUGAGGAUGAGCUGCCCUCCCGGGCCCUCUUGGGCACCAAGAAGCCUAUUGAAGCCAUCCCUGGGGGGCGUAGGCCAAGGCCCCACCCAGUGCCCGACUAUGAGCUUAAGUACCCACAAGUGAGGAGUGAGAGGGAACGGAGCCGCUAUGUUGCAGUCUUCCAGGACCAGUACACAGAGUUCUUGGAGCUCCAGCAAGAGGUGGGCUGUGCCCGGGCAAAACUCCGACAGCUGGAGACCUUGCUGAACUCACUGCCGAGGCCCCGAAGCCAGCAUUCUGUGAGCCACCCCACCCCACCCCACCCCUCCCCUUUCCACUUGCAGAAGGAGGCCCAACUUGCCACCCGAGUCUGGAGGGAAUUUAAGAAGAAACAGACGGACCCCAGCUUCCUAGACAAGCAGGCUCGCUGCCACUACCUGAAGGGCAAACUAAGGCACCUCAAGACACAGAUCCAGAAAUUUGAUGAGCAAGGAGACCAGAAGAGUUCCGUGUACUUCUGAGCGCCCCGGCAGACAGGCAGAGGGACACAUCGGGGUGGGGGGCCCGCCCUGCCCUUGCCUCCUACCUCCUGGCCUUAGCUCCUGCUGCUACCCCUUCCUGGGGUAGCUUUUGCAAAUGCCUCAGCCCUUGAGACCUAGCUCUGAUGGCCCCCUCUUCCAGGAAGCCUUCCCAGAACCUGCUCUGGGACCCCAGGCCCUGAGCCCAGAUCUCAGCCCAUCCCCUGGAAGCAGGUCUUUCCUCGUUUCCAUCCCAGUGUAAUAAACAUUUAUUAACUGCC
Messenger RNA from Prionailurus viverrinus (fishing cat), 1179 nucleotides. RefSeq names its product occludin/ELL domain containing 1 (gene OCEL1). The transcript is spliced from 6 exons. NCBI's taxonomy places the organism in Eukaryota, Metazoa, Chordata, Mammalia, Carnivora, Felidae. The coding region runs from base 62 to 901 and encodes 279 amino acids. Gene Ontology annotation, biological process: bicellular tight junction assembly. The record is from RefSeq and is a predicted model, not a curated record. Gene Ontology annotation, cellular component: apical plasma membrane; bicellular tight junction; cytoplasmic vesicle.